ACUUCACAAAUUUCUAACGAGCGGUUUGGCCUUGGCUUUGCAAAGAAGUGCUGAGUUAAUUUUCUAAUAAGCGGGCUGUAAUGCACGCCCUUGACAUUUCACAGAGGAAAAUAGUGGCACGAGCAAAACACCUCAGUUCUCGUGCACCCCCAUGCUUGAGGUUCCAUGCUGCCUUGCAUUCUCUACGCAGCGUUCAUUUAUUGUGCAAUUGCCUGCUUUCCACCGUGCCGUUUUAUUACAAGACAAAAGUGUCUUUAAAAAAAAAUUAAACAUAUACUACAGAAAUCAGAUAGGUCUAAUAGGUCAUCAGCAGUUCAAAAUAGACUUCAGCAUCUAGACUGAAAACAACAGGCUGUGCUCUGCAUGUAUUUGUUUACUUCUGUUAAAAAUGUGUAUCACCCCUUUUGGCUCCAUCUCCAAGGUGGCGAUCAACCAUAAUUAAACAACAAAAUAAACUAUUUAACAAUAUAAAACUAAUCAAAGGAAGCAACCAUAUGAUAAUAUUUGUUUAUGCAUGCACAUUGUUCAUUGUUCAUGCACGUCAUUGUAGCUAGAAAGAUUGCUUCUGCUCCCUCCUCUGAGAUUUCGUGUUUAGGGACCACUGUGGCAUGGAGAACAUAUCUGAACUUUGAAUAAUGACAACUAGUAACUCACAAGACAUUUACCAAGGACAAAAAUAAGAACACUACUACUACUAUAUGAUAGCAAACAGGGACAAAUACUGGAAAAUAGGAACUGAAUUUCAUAAAAUCGAGAGUUCACCGGUAGCAAGAAUUCUCCCCAUCCUCAUCAUUCACAAGUGACAUCUUCAUGGUUUCAUUAAUGGAAGGAACAUCUGGUGCAAUUCAACUGCAAGAUCUAUUAGGGCAUACAAGCCUUAUAAGGAGCAAUGAAAAUAAGCGAGCACUCCCAGUUUGAGGGGUCGUAUGAUGUCCUUUGUGAUGAUGUCAUAAGAACUAAGGGAUCAAAGUGUCGAUUCCGUCACUGUGAAAAAGCCAUUGGCAGUGACACUGUGUGCUCAUUAUGGAGAGAGGGAAGAUGUUCCCAUCAACUUUGCAAAUUUAGACAUAUGGAAAUACAGCAAAAGUACAACAACAUCUCGUGUUUCUGGGAAACACAGCCUUUAGGUUGUGUGAGGAUCAGUUGUGUCUUCCAUCACAGUAAACCUCGUAAUAUAAAUGGACUUUUUUUGCCACCUAGUAGUGAUUCCACAUUGCAAAGGGAAGUUCAGGAAGGGAUUUUGCAUGCUGACCAAAAUCAAGAUUCCACAAAAGGUCAAGAAAACACUUUAAGACCUAUCCACCCUCCACUGAUUAUUACAAUCAAUCUUGAGGACGACGAAGAAGAAGAACAGGAGGAGAAAUAUGCAUCAUAUUUAUUAUCUAAGACUCCAGAAGACAUAGAAGAAGAAAAGGCAAUAAAGGCAAUGUGCUAUAAAUCUGGAGAAUACUAUAGAAUUCAGACUUCUCAGGAAAGCCAUUUAACAAAAAGUGUACCUUCAGUGCUGGAGAAUGAGCUCUUGAAACCCAUGGAAACUUGCAGAGAUUUACAAGAAGGUGAUGGUGUUGCAGUUCCAUCAAAGUUUAAUAUUAUAGAAAGGCAAACAGAGAUAACAGCGUCAUUAGACAGUAGCUCUAGAUCUGAUCUUAGUGUCUUUGAAAAUGGAGGGGGUGAUUGUUAUUUGCCACAAAGAAGCAUAUUUGUUGGACGGAUACAAAGCAAAAUGUUCAGAGGAGAAAAAGAAUUUACCAUGCUUAAGUGUCCAAAUGUUAAAGCUACAAGCCAUGCUGAAGGCAUAAAGAAGCAUAAUUUUAAAGGAGUGAAGAAAAAGAAAUGGAUAUCUGAGGAACCCAAAAACCUAUCUACCCCACUGACAGCAAAAGCAAUGCAUACAUCAAACCCUAAAAGUAAAGGGAAUUGUCAUCAAAAUGAUCAAAGCAAGAAUGCUGAGAAUGCUUCUUAUGUUCCUUCUCAGAGAGCCAAUGGGAGGAGCAUUUCCUUGAGUUCUCCAGCAGCUGGAAGGUCAUCAAAUCUGACCUAUAGUAAAGUUGGUGCCACCAAAGAAUCCAAGAUGAAUUUACCUACAGACAGAUGCGUGACAGCAUAUAAUACACCAGCUUGGAGAAAAAGAAGUCCACAUACUAAAGUAUAUACUAAAGCUGAAAAAAUGCAUUCAGAGCCCAGAAGGAAUGGAAGCAGAUAAAAAAGAAGAUUUGAAGUCAAGGAAACGGGGGAGAAAAAAGAAGUGAUCUAUUGCUCUUCCUGUGAUCUACUAUGAAAAAGUACAAAUUUCAAAUAGCGUGUUUAUCAAGCAUACUGAACUGGAGAUCCAAUGGAGACAAAAAUGAACGCUCUAAAAUGCAGGAUCUACCAAGCUGGAUAAAACACACAGAUUAAAAUAUGUAAACAAGA
Molecule: messenger RNA, 2412 nt
Organism: Hemicordylus capensis (graceful crag lizard)
Lineage: Eukaryota; Metazoa; Chordata; Lepidosauria; Squamata; Cordylidae
Gene: ZC3H11D
Product: chromosome 5 C12orf50 homolog
Exons: 14
Coding region: 890-2203 (437 amino acids)
Molecular function (GO): metal ion binding
Source: RefSeq, a predicted model, not a curated record